Molecule: messenger RNA, 1300 nt
Organism: Malania oleifera
Lineage: Eukaryota; Viridiplantae; Streptophyta; Magnoliopsida; Santalales; Ximeniaceae
Product: serine/threonine-protein phosphatase 7 long form homolog
Exons: 3
Coding region: 255-1028 (257 amino acids)
Biological process (GO): meristem development; meristem maintenance
Source: RefSeq, a predicted model, not a curated record
ACACAAUAAGAUGGACGCUAGGGAAGGUAGGAAGAGGAGCACGUGCAGUAUAUGUCAUCAAGAAGGACAUAAUCGCACAAGGUGUCCGAGAAGGACCCAACCUGGCGAUGCAGCUGGAUCGUCGCAUUGAUUUCGUAUGCAUUUUGUGACUCAUUCACACCCUUCUUUUUUUUUUUUUUUGUAUAUAAUUCAUCUGAUGCGAGGAUGCAUUUUACAGGAUUGAUCCAGGGCCGUCGGAUCCGAGUGUCUUGACUAUGGGCAAUGAUCACAGGGCCAGUCGAGCGUGGGCUGAUGGGCAUGCGGACCCCUUGUUCUGCCGAGGGGGCAUGCAGUUUGCGGAGCGUUGGUUAGAGGCAGACCCCCGCAUCGUCCAGCUGAUACACGAUGCAGGGUUUUAUGGGAUUUAUCGGAUUGCUCAUAUUCAGCUUGAUUGGCAUCUCGUCACAGCAUUGGUGGAGCGAUGGAGACCCGAGACGCACACGUUCCACCUACCUCAUGGCGAGUCCACCGUCACAUUACAGGACGUUGCUGUUUUGUUUGGGUUACCGAUUGAUGGGCGAGUCGUCACCGGUCGCACUGCUGGACUAGUGGAGGGACUUAUAGACCGUCAGGGUCGAGUCGCCCUGCGUACUAUGUGUGAGCGUUUGUUAGGCAUCGUUCCGCCUCACAGCGAGUUGGUUGGUGCACGCAUUCGUAUGCGGUUUCUCGAGGGGGAUAUGUUUCGUGAGCUCCCGGAAGAUGCCAAUGCACAGACGAUAGCAUGCCACGUACGAGCCCACUUGUUGCGUUUGAUGUGUGGGGUGAUUUUCUCUGAUAUUUCCGGCAGCUAUGCGCAUCUGAUGUUCCCUCCACUACUUGAGGACUUCGGAGCAUGUCACUCAUACAAUUGGGGGUUCGCCACUUUGGCGUGGUUGUACAGGGAGAUGUGUCGCACCGUGCAUUACUCGAAGACACAGAUUACGGGCCCCCUUCGCCUACUCCAGGUUUGGGCCUGGGAGAGAUUUGCUUCCUUCACGUUGACGCGGUGAGGUUUCCUGCAAAUUGAGAGGGGUCAGGACGAUCGUCUGGUUGAUCCUCUCCCACUCGCAUACCGAUGGAGGGACGACUUGAGGGCAUCGAUGGUUGCGCUUCACACAUUGCCCUGGUACAGGUUCGAGUUAGACAUGCACCGGGAGCAUGAGUUUUUAUGGAUGCCCUACACAGAAGAGAUUUUAGCUGACCUGUCGCAUGACUAUGUAGACGGGAGGGACCUGUGGGUAGCUCGAGUGCCACUCAUAUGCUUUCAUAUUAUUGAGUGGUA